Messenger RNA from Daktulosphaira vitifoliae (grape phylloxera), 3730 nucleotides. RefSeq lists its product as uncharacterized. The coding region runs from base 74 to 3502 and encodes 1142 amino acids. Lineage: Eukaryota; Metazoa; Arthropoda; Insecta; Hemiptera; Phylloxeridae. The transcript is spliced from 3 exons. The record is from RefSeq and is a predicted model, not a curated record.
CUGUACAUGGGUGUAUAGCCCAUAUAACCAAAUAUUGUCAUUUAUUAUUCAGAAUUUAACACUUAUAGUAAAAAUGAAGAAUUGGCAAAUUAUAUCAGUAUUGUUGUUAAUAUCAUGUUUGAAUUUUAACAAAGCAAUUCAAUAUAAAAAUUCAAAUGAUGAACAAAAAUGGCAAUUAAAAGAAGAUACGACUAGAAUGGCUGCAGAAAAUGGAAACUUAGAAUUGUUAAAAUAUGCAUUUGAAAAUGGAUGUCAAUGGGAUGAAAGAACAACAGAAGCUGCAGCAAAUAAUGGUCAUUUAGAAUGUUUAAAAUAUGCUUAUGAAAAUGGCUGUAAAUGGAAUCAAUUCAAUAUUGCGACAAAUGCGAUAAGAAAGAGUAAUCUAGAAAUAUUAAAAUAUGUUCACAAAAAUGGAUACGAAUUUGAUGAAUACACAACUAAUAUAGCUCCAACGGGUAAUAUAGAAAUUUUAAAAUAUGUUCUUAAAAAUGGAUAUCCUUGUAAUGAAAACACAGCUUAUAGUGCUGCCAUAAAUGGCAAUCUAGAAAAUUUUAAAUAUUUACAUGACAAUGAUUGUCCUUGGAAUGAAAGGACAACUUGUGGGGCUGUCAUAAGUGGUAAUUUAAAUAUUUUAAAAUAUGCACACGAGAAUGAAUGUCCGUGGGAUGAAAAUACAACAGACACCGCUGUUUCUAUCGGCAGUUUAGAAUGCUUAAAAUAUGCUAUUGAAAACAAUUGUCCAUGGGAUCAAUCCAAAAUUAGCAGAACUGCGAUUUUUAGAGGUAAUCUAGAACUAUUAAAAUAUAUUAAUAAGACUGGACACCAAUUCGAUGAAUCCACAAUUAACUUUGCUGCAUCAGGUUAUCAUGAAAUUUUAAAAUAUGUCCUUAAAAAUGGAUAUCCGUGUGAUGAAAACACAACUUUAAGUGCUGCCUCAAGUGGUAAUCUAGAAAAUUUAAAAUAUUUACAUGAAAAAGGAUGUCCAUGGGAUACAAGAAUAACUUACGAGGCUGCCCUUCAUGGUAAUUUAAGUAUUUUAAAAUAUGCACAUGAAAAUGAAUGUCCGUGGGAUGAAAGCACAACAAAAGCAGCUGCUUCUACCGGACAUUUAGAAUGUUUAAAAUAUGCACAUGAAAAUGGCUGUAAAUGGAAUGAACAUAUACCUGUUGAGGCUGCCAGAAGAGGAGAUUUAACUAUGUUAAAGUAUGCACAUGAAAAUAAAUGUCCUUGGAAUGAAAACACCAUAGAUGCAGCUGCUCUAAGCAGUAAUUUUGAAUGCUUAAAAUAUGCUUUUGAAAAUGGCUGUAAAUGGCAUAAACGUACAACAGCUGCGGCUGCCUUAGUUGGUAAUUUAAAUAUUUUAAAAUAUGCAUAUGAUAACGAAUGUCCAUGGCAUAAUAAAACAACAGAAGCAGCUGCUUCUAGGGGUCAUUUUGAGUGCUUAAAAUAUGCUUAUGAAAAAGGCUGUAAAUGGAGUAAACGUACAACUACUGCAGCUGCUCAUAAUGGUGAUUUAAAUAUUUUAAAAUAUGUACAUGAAAAUGAAUGUCCGUGGCAUGAAUACACAAUAGAAGCAGCAGCUUCUACUGGUAAAUUUGAAUGUUUGAAAUAUGCUUAUGAAAAUGGCUGUAAAUGGGAUAAACGUACACCAACUGCGGCUGCUAGAAUAGGUGAUUUAAAGAUAUUAAAAUAUGCCCAUGAAAAUGAAUGUCCGUGGGAUGAAAGCACAACAGAAGCAGCUGCUUCAAGUGGUAAUUUAGAAUGCUUACAAUAUGCUUUUGAAAAUGGCUGUAAAUGGGAUGAACGUACACCAACUGCGGCUGCUAGAAUAGGUGAUUUAAAGAUAUUAAAAUAUGCCCAUGAAAAUGAAUGUCCGUGGGAUGAAAGCACAACAGAAGCAGCUGCUUCAAGUGGUAAUUUAGAAUGCUUACAAUAUGCUUUUGAAAAUGGCUGUAAAUGGGAUGAACGUACACCAACUGCGGCUGCUAGAAUAGGUGAUUUAAAGAUAUUAAAAUAUGCCCAUGAAAAUGAAUGUCCGUGGGAUGAAAGCACAACAGAAGCAGCUGCUUCAAGUGGUAAUUUAGAAUGCUUACAAUAUGCUUUUGAAAAUGGUUGUAAAUGCGAUCAAUUUACAAUUACUGCAGCAGCCAGAACAGGUAAUUUAAAAAUAUUAAAAUAUGUACAUGAAAAUAAAUGUCCUUGUGAUGAAAGCACAACAGAAGCAGCGGCUUCUAGCGGUAAUUUAGAAUGUCUAAAAUAUGCUUAUGAAAAUGGAUGUAAAUGGGAUAAACGUACGACUACUGCUGCUGCCAAAAGAGGUAAUCUUAAAAUGUUAAAAUAUGCAAAUGAAAAUGAAUGCCCGUGGGAUGAAAGCACAACAGAAGCAGCUGCCUAUAGUGGUUCUCUAAAAUGUUUAAAGUAUGCUUAUGAAAAUGAUUGUAAAUGGGAUGAACGUACUACUACUGCGGCAGCCAGAAGAGGUGAUUUAAAUUUAUUAAAAUAUGCACAUGAAAAUGAAUGCCCGUGGGAUGAAAGCACAACAGAAGCAGCUGCCUCUAGUGGUUCUCUAAAAUGUUUAAAGUAUGCUUAUGAAAAUGAUUGUAAAUGGGAUGAACGUACUACUACUGCGGCAGCCAGAAGAGGUGAUUUAAUUAUUUUAAAAUAUGCACAUGACAAUAAAUGUCCUUGGGAUGAAAGCACAACAGAAGCAGCUGCUUCUAGUGGUAAUCUAGAAUGCUUAAAAUAUGCUUAUGAAAAUGGCUGUAAAUGGAAUGUACGUACACCUACUACUGCUGCCAAAAGAGAUGAUUUAAAUAUGUUAAAAUUUGCCCAUGAAAAUGAAUGUCCAUGGGAUGAAAGCACAACAGAAGCAGCUGUUUUUAGCGGUAAUUUAGAAUGUUUAAAAUAUGCUUAUGAAAAUGGCUGUAAAUGGUAUGAAGGCACAACUCGAUUUGCUGCAGCAAGUGGCUUUUUGGACUUUUUGAAAUAUUCUCAUGAAAAGGGAUGUUAUUUUGACAAAGAUACAAUAGUGGCAGCAGCUUUGCAUGGUAAUUUAGAUUGUCUAAUAUAUGCCCGUAAACAUGGAUGUGAUUGGGUGGAAGGUACAAUGAGAGGGGCUGCAGCAAAGGGCAAUUUAGACUGCUUAAAAUAUGCUCAUGAAAAUGGGUGUUUAUGGGACGAAGGCACAACGAGGGAAGCAGCUGCGAAUAAUAAUAUUAACUGUUUGAUAUUUGCACAUAAUAAUGGGUGUAAAUGGGACGAAGGAACUAUGAGUGGAGCUGCUGCAAAUGGAAAUUUAAACUGCCUAAAAUAUGUUCAUGAAAAUGAUUGUGAGUGGGACGAAGGCACAACUAGACUUGCUGCUGCCAAUGGUCAAUUUCGUUGCUUAAAAUAUGCUUAUGAAAAUAAUUGUUCAUGGAGUAUAGGUACCAUUUCUGAAGCUGCUCGAAAUGGAUAUACAGAUAUAAUCAACUAUGCUACUAAAAAUGGUUGUCCUAAUUAAUAUUCUGUUGAAAUAUACAAAUUUUUAUUAUAAUUAUUCAUGGCAAAUUAUUUUUAAAAAAAUUAACAGGAACUAAUUUAUUCAAUGUGUAUAUUGUAUCUAAAAAACACUGUUUAAAAAAAAAAAUUUACAAUAUUUUUAAUUUUUAAAUAAAAGUUUUUGUAUAAAUUGUUUGUACUGAUAAUAGUUUUUAGAAAAAAUCUCGAAAAAAAAGCUACAAUUUAUGUA